Messenger RNA from Danaus plexippus (monarch butterfly), 2944 nucleotides. It is a transcript of the gene Mct1, whose product is annotated as monocarboxylate transporter 12. Gene Ontology annotation, biological process: transmembrane transport; monocarboxylic acid transport. The record is from RefSeq and is a predicted model, not a curated record. The transcript is spliced from 7 exons. Gene Ontology annotation, molecular function: monocarboxylic acid transmembrane transporter activity. NCBI's taxonomy places the organism in Eukaryota, Metazoa, Arthropoda, Insecta, Lepidoptera, Nymphalidae. Bases 493 to 2109 code for a protein of 538 amino acids.
ACUAUACAUAACCUUAGCCAUAUAACAAUUAAAAUCUAACCACGGCCUCAUUAAGCAAUAACUUUAUACAUUUUAAUAAAUAACAACAAAAUGAUAGCAUAAUAUUUCACGUUUGCAAGAUAUUUUAAGUGACCUUUAUACGCUCAGAUUCGCAGUUUAAUGUUAUGAUAAGCAGAACUGAAAACUAAACAAAGGUGUAUUGAUUCCGUGGCCCAUUUCUGACUCAAAGUAAAAGAUAAUAAACCGAAAAUGUUCUUCUUGGAAAAACGAUUAUCAUAUCAAGAUAAUGAACAUGAGAUAGGUGGUACCACCAUAAUCUUAUAUAGAUCAUGAAAACUUUAUAUUGUCAUACAUACGGUUGAGUCUCCCUCCGAAACGUUGCUUCCUUAAUAAUUAUACAUAUUAUAUCAUUGUUAAAGUGCCUAUAUUUACCGUUCAAAGUUCGUUAUAAGCCGCCUUAAAUAGUAUAGUGCAAAGAAAGCUUUAAUCACGAUGUCGCACGGUACUGUGAAGAGUGUGAAGAAGAAUGGUUCUCAGGUCGACGAGAGCUCCAGGGAGGGUUCAGAGAGUCUCCCUCCCCCCCCAGACGGAGGUUGGGGUUGGAUGGUCGUGUUCGCUUCCUUUAUGAUUCAUAUUGUCACCGAUGGUAUGACUUAUUCGUUUGGCGUCUUCUACGCCGAGUUUCUCACCUACUUCAACGAGGGACAGAGCAAAACGGCGUGGAUCGUCUCAAUCCUUGUGGGGGUCACUCUCAGUUCAGGUCCUGUAUCUAGUUCCUUUGUGAACCGCUGGGGUUGUCGGACUGUUACUGUGGCUGGUGCGUUACUGUCGUCGGUCUGUGUGGUCGCAUCGGCGUUCGCUAAAAACGUUACAACCCUUAUAUUUACGAUUGGCGUAGGAGCCGGGGUAGGCUUCGGCCUCAUCUACCUACCCGCCAUUGUUAGCGUCACCGUAUGGUUUAAGAGAUAUAGGAGUCUCGCCACAGGGAUCGCCGUUUGUGGUUCAGGACUGGGAACAUUUCUUUUCGCCCCCAUAACUGACGCUUUAAUAUCAAAUUAUGGAUGGCGUGGAGCUAUGGCGCUCAUUGGAGCCUUCAUACUUAACUGUGUUCCUCUGGGGCUCAUGUUCAGAGCAGUUCCUGAGAGACCGAUCACUCCAAUCACGGAGCCAAUGCUACCGAAGCAAAACAAAUCACCUUUAAAAAGAUCCCAAAGCUCGGAACAGGUCGUUCGGGCGAACGGAAAAUUUGAAGAUGAUGUAGCUAGAUUAACACUUUCCCAACCUGCACUAAACAAGCCACACGAACAACAAAAACCUCAUUCACGCCAAGGAAGUGGAAUAAUGCAAAGACCUGACGUUUUAUAUCAAGGCAGUAUGACGAGUCUCGCUAGAUUCAGAGGAGUAUCUCCAGAAAGAGUACAGCUUUCUUUUAAAAGAGAAGAACGCGAACAAAGCUGUGGCUGGCUGCCGUGUUCAGAAGAAUCGAAAGCAGCUCUAGCAGAAAUGCUCGAUAUAUCUUUGUUAGUUGAUCCUGUGUUUAUAUUAUUCGCGUUAUCAAACUUUUUAACAAGUAUAGGGUUCUACAUACCAUAUGUUUACACGGUACCAAUGAGUGCCGCCUUGGGAAUCGAAAAUUCAGCAUACCUGAUAUCUAUAAUUGGAGCAUCAAACUUAGUAGGCAGAAUCAUUCUCGGAUAUAUAAGCGACAAGCCGUGGGUCAACCGAUUAUUGGCUUACAAUGUGUGCCUUACAAUUGCCGGAAUAAGUACUGCAAUGGCGAUGGCUUGCUGGGAGUUCUGGGGACUCGCUCUUUACGCGACCAUGUUUGGCUUCACUAUAGGUGCUUACGUGGGUCUCACUUCCGUAGUUCUUGUCGAUCUUCUUGGUAUAGAGAAAUUGACAAACGCUUUCGGACUUCUGCUACUCUUCCAAGGAAUCGCAUCACUUAUCGGACCACCAUUUGCUGGUUGGUUGUUCGACUCUCUGAACUCCUACGCACCAGCCUUCUUCGUCGCUGGAGGGACGAUAUCACUAAGCGGUCUGAUUCUAUUCUUCAUUCCGAUGCUGGAGAGGCGGAGCAAAAGAGACACGACGAUAGAACAAAUUUAGCAGGAUGACUUUAGAGGGACCAGAACUAGAUAUAAUAAUCCUAUUAUCGUUCUGAACAGUCCCUCUACACCGUCCUCCGGUUCCACAGAGGACACGUACAGCAACAGGGUAUAUACAACAGUUGUUGAUAAUGAAGAUGAAGAAUGUGUAAAUAAUGUUAGCGUUAGCGACUAUGGGAUACAAGCUCAUUCCAAAUAUUGCGUGGACAAUUGUAGUGUUGAAGUAAACAGAACCGGCGACAACAAUAUGUGAAGGUGUAAAAUAAUAGUCAAUCUAUCCAAGCAACCCAAAGACUCCAACAAAUUUCAAUACCUAGUGUAACACGGCAUACAAUAAAUCAAUAUAUUAUAAUAAUUACUACAAUUUCUUUUUCCUUUUUUUUUGUUUUGUUUUUAAUAAUACAAUAAGUUAUACAGAUAAUAAAAAUAAAUUAUUAUUAAAAUAAUUAUAAUAUGUAAGUAAGUUGUAUAUAAGCGAUGCACUAUUUUGUAUAUUCUUCUUAGAUAUAAAUCUGUUUAAUGUAUAGUAUAAAUGUAAAUAUUCGGCCUUAAAACGGACCAAUCUCGUUUAGACCCUCGUUGAGGUCCAACAUCCAAUCUUUAACCUUAUCAUUGUGACCAUAUCUUUUUACGGAUACCUCAGACGUCUUGCCUUGUAUACAUUAUGUAUAUAUAAUGUUUGAAUAUAUAAUAAAGCUAUCCUAUCAAUGAUCGUAUAUUAGACUGAAUUAGAUAAACGGUAUACUGUUUUAACAAUUUCUACGUACAAAUGUUUGUAAAGAUAUUUGCUAUGAAGUUAACAUGCAUGUGACCUGAUUAAAAGUUACCACAAUCAA